Messenger RNA from Suillus clintonianus, 252 nucleotides. RefSeq lists its product as uncharacterized. The transcript is spliced from 2 exons. The annotation marks the transcript as partial. The record is from RefSeq and is a predicted model, not a curated record. NCBI's taxonomy places the organism in Eukaryota, Fungi, Basidiomycota, Agaricomycetes, Boletales, Suillaceae.
GAUGAGUUAUUUGACUCGUCGUAUGAGGGAUUAUUGUCACUAGGAGAAACGCUUGGGGAAGUUAGGUCGAAGGCCACGCCUUCCGACGUCAUCGCCUCGCUUCCAACAGGGACCUAUCAAGCGUGGGCAAAGGAAGACAGUGAGACACGGUGUCCGAUCUGUUUGGAUGAUGCACGUAUCUGUCAAAUUCAUUCAUAUGGGCGCGAUGAUCCCGUUAUGAGGCUCGUUGAAUGUACCCAUUGGUUGCACAAG